AUGCGAUCAGUUUCCCUUUUCAGCGCGCUGCUACUCAGUAGCAGCGCUAUCGCAGAACACCCCUUUGUUCUCGACGCGAAGAACAACGUCACAUAUCAAGGGCUGAACCGUAACGACAUUGAGGUUUUCUUAGGUAUUCAUUACGGACAAGACACAAGUGGUGAGAACCGAUUUAAGCCGCCGCGGCCUGCCGUCCCCGAGCCCAGUAGUACCAUCGUCGCGCAAUCCUACGGUCAGGUCUGCCCGCAGCCAUUGGGUCUUGGCGCGCCGCCGCUUACUUUGACGAACGUGACGGAGUAUUCGGAGGAUUGUCUCGUGCUCAAUGUAGCACGACCAAGCGGCUUGUGUGCGGAGGAUCGACUGCCUGUUAUGGUCUACAUCCAUGGUGGUAGCUUUUGGUUCAAUUCUAAUCAAGAUGAAACGACUGCUCCAGAUGGCUUGAUCGUGGAGUCUAUCGCCAAUGGACUGCCCGUCAUUCACGUGGCUAUGAACUAUCGUCUCGGGUUUUUCGGAUUCUCACAAUCCGACGCUCUCGAGUCCGAGGGUUCGGAAAACGCCGGUUUAAGGGACCAGCGUCUAGCUAUUGAGUGGGUUCGCGACAACAUCGCGAACUUCGGCGGCGACCCCGAGAAGAUCACCAUCUUCGGACAGUCAUCCGGUGGUCUCGCCGUUGGUCUACAAAUCCUAGCGUACGGGGGCAGCAAACCGAUCCCAUUCCAACAGGGCAUAUGCGAGAGCCAGGCUUUGGAACCCGGCAUCACGGGUAACUUCACAAUCGACGCCUUCGAGCUCGUCGUCGACGCAGUCGGAUGCAACUCCAGCGCCCUGCACUCACCCGAAACCGUCUCCUGCCUGCGGAACCUAGACACGCAAGCUUUGCAAGCCGCAGCCGAGUCCACGUACCUCUCAGACAUCCCGCACAACAUCGGCGACAUCUGGCUCCCAGUCGUCGACGGCGACUUCCUCCCCGCCGCGCCCUCACAACUCAUCGCCGAGCACCGCUUCGCAGCAAACGUAACAGCCAUGAUGCUCUGGGCCGAAGACGACAUGGCGUUUUUCACCGACACCAACAUCACUACCGCAGCCGACACGCACGAUUUCAUACAAUCCUACAUCUCCCACGUCAGUGCCUCCGACGUUGAUUCCCUGCUCGACUUAUACCCAUCAACCGAGUUCACCGCCAACGAAGCCGCGAACCUAUCCUCUGAAUUCUACCGCACGGCGCGUAUCUUCCGAGACAUCCUCAUGGUAUGCGAGCCCGUGUAUCUCGGGUCCGCGCUAGCAGCCGCCGGAAACCCGGUGUAUCUCGUAGAGUGGAACCAAACGAUCCUCACCCCCAUACUCCAGGAUCUGUAUAAUGAAUCCGGAUUCGGCGUUAUCCACACCUCGGAAUUCGCGUAUACGUUUGGUAACCUAUCACACUAUGACACAAGAGGCUACGCUUUCGACCCUACGCCAGAGGAUUUCGCACUUGCGAAGCGGGGUUCAAGGACUUGGUCUACGUUUGCGAGUCUAGGCGUACCGGGUAUCGAGGGUAAGGAUACAUUCCAAGGAUUCGAGCGGUCGUUUACUACGGGUGGUAGCGAUGAGACGUUUUCGGUUUUCGUGGCUGGAGGACCGAAUGAGGGUUUCUCGCCUGUUGAAGGCUCGGCUUCGAAGGCUGUGGUGGCGGAGCAGAGGUUUAAGGAACGGUGUGCGCUGAUCAACUCGGAUUCGUUUAUUAAGCAGCUCGACUAUUAG
Molecule: messenger RNA, 1740 nt
Organism: Hypoxylon trugodes
Lineage: Eukaryota; Fungi; Ascomycota; Sordariomycetes; Xylariales; Hypoxylaceae
Product: carboxylesterase family protein
Exons: 3
Coding region: 1-1740 (579 amino acids)
Source: RefSeq, a predicted model, not a curated record